GAAAGCAAUUCUUAGUACUCACGCAGGUAGAACGCCUAGUACCAUAGACCACUGGAAAGUUAAUUUACCUUCGUGUUAAUCUCAAUCGAAUAAUGUUAUUAAUAUGUCUCGAAAAUUGUUGAAGUUCUUGAUACUUUUCGAUAAUACGUCUUUGUUGUACUUCCCAGGACAGUUUUUGUCAGGCAGGGUCCUUAUCGAGCUACAGGAUGAUACACCCACGCUUGGUCUUCACUUUCACGUGGUCGGUGAAGGAGUUGUCAGAGUUCGGACGCCAAGACAAGAGAGAGUAUGCGAUAAAGAAAAUUACAUAGACUUCAGAAUGAGGCUACUCGGAGAACCAGGACAAGGUCCACAGGUUCUGUCCCCUGGAAUCCACAGCUUCCCGUUCAAAUUAGGAUUACCCCUUGGUCUACCGUCAACCUUCUUGGGUAAACAUGGUUGGGUACAAUACUAUUGCAAAACAGCUUUGCGUGAACCUAAUGGACUCACCCACAAGAAUCAGCAAGUGUUCAUCGUAAUGAACCCCAUCGACCUAAAUUUAGAACCUGCUGGUCUUGCCAAUGUUUCGGGACAGGAUACGUUCAAGUGUGAGAUUGAACAUAAAUUUGGAGUGAGUUGCGUUGGAUCAGCUCCAGUUGUUUGCAAAGUGACGUUGGACAGGGGAGGUUAUGUGCCUGGUGAGAGCAUUGGUGUUUCUGCAUCUGUGCAAAACAGGAGCAAAGUUACCAUCAAAAGUACCAAAGCAGCACUCACUGAGACCAUAACUUACAUGGCUCGUGGAAAAGUUGUAAAUUCAGAAAAGAGAGAAUUGGCGUCCUUAGUGAGGGGCAAAAUAAGACCUGGAGAAAAAGACGAAUGGGUUGAUGAGCAACUAUAUAUACCACCUUUACCACCAACCAAUCUGAGAGGGUGCCACCUCAUAAAAGUAGAAUACGACGUUUUUUUCAUUAUCGAACCAAAAAGUUUACAGAAAGAAGUGAAAAUCCAACUGCCAAUAGUUAUGGCAACAUAUCCUUUGAAGACAGAUGAUAACGCUUACAAUUCAGGAACACAUUACCCCUCGACACUUCCUAUUUUUAGGCCGUGGUUAGAGGAGAAGUCUAAUAUAGAUUGAUGUGUUGUACCUUUUAAAUACUAAUUUAAAAUCCUAAUAGAAA
Molecule: messenger RNA, 1157 nt
Organism: Coccinella septempunctata (seven-spotted ladybird)
Lineage: Eukaryota; Metazoa; Arthropoda; Insecta; Coleoptera; Coccinellidae
Gene: Vdup1
Product: arrestin domain-containing protein 4
Exons: 6
Coding region: 104-1114 (336 amino acids)
Biological process (GO): protein transport
Cellular component (GO): cytoplasm
Source: RefSeq, a predicted model, not a curated record